This is a messenger RNA of Pangasianodon hypophthalmus (striped catfish), 2651 nucleotides long. Its product is annotated as microfibril-associated glycoprotein 4-like. The record is from RefSeq and is a predicted model, not a curated record. The transcript is spliced from 6 exons. Bases 244 to 1014 code for a protein of 256 amino acids. Gene Ontology annotation, biological process: elastic fiber assembly. Lineage: Eukaryota; Metazoa; Chordata; Actinopteri; Siluriformes; Pangasiidae.
GAUGGAGUGACAACUUUAUCAUUAUAUCCAUAUUGAUGUUGACGCUGGAGUUUAAAAAGUAUUGUCAACCCCAGACUUCAUCCAGCUCAGCCUCUUCCAGAGAAAACUUUGGAUUUUUGCCAAGAUGGUAACGGAACAAUAUAAAAGAGACAUAAAUGCUGCCGGUGUAUCAGUUUGCUGCCGACUAACGUGACUUCUGUACACUACAGUUAGCACAGAAUCUUCACAAAGCUGAAUCAAGUCAUGCUUCUGUUGCUGAUGGUUGCGUUGUCCUUGCUGGUCCACUCGGUUCCUGCCUAUAACACGUCCCUGCCACUGGACUGUGAGGAUGUUUACAACCUAAAGAUAAGCGUAAAGAAGAACGCCUCUGUUCCCAGUGGAGUGUACACCAUUUACCCAGCAGGGUCUAAUAAACCCGUGAAGGUGUACUGUGAUAUGGGCUGCCUGGAGAACGGUGGGCAUGACGAAGAGAAAUGGACUGUGAUUCAGAGGAGAAUCGACGGCAAUGUGAGUUUCUACCGGCCAUGGGAGCAAUAUAAGAACGGAUUUGGUGACGCCAAGGGUGAAUACUGGCUAGGUCUGGAGAACAUCUUCCUGAUGACCUACAGGGAGAAGUAUCAGCUGAGAGUGGACCUGGAGGAUUUUGAAAACGGCAGCGCCUACGCCCAGUACACUUUGUUCUACAUCAACCCAGAGUCCAGCAACUACAGGCUGAAUAUCGGUGGCUACAUCGAUGGAGGAGCAGGAGAUUCUUUGUCCUAUGUGAAUGGGAUGGACUUUUCAGCCUUUGACAGAGACCAUACAGGAUACUGUGCAGAGACGUACAGUGGAGGAUUCUGGUACACCUGGUGGUCGUGCCACCUCGCCAACCCCAAUGGCCUGUACAAAUACGGGCAUGUGAGCACAGGGUACACAGGGAUCAUGUGGCAGUCCUGGAAAGGUUACUACUACUCUCUGAAGAAGAUUGUGAUGAAGGUCAGACGGAUGGGUCUGGAAGAUCUUGAAAAUCUUUAGCUUUCCAGACCUAGAAAGCUAGAAGAGUAGAAUAGAGAGGAAUAAGUAUAAUAUCUCUAACUGCUGCUUCAGUAAAAUGGCAAGAAAAUUAAUCAAUUAAUCCUAAUCUUCAGUCUUUGGGUUUAUCCUGUGGUAUAUCCCUCCUGUAGUAUCCUCAACUCUAUUGAUUCUCAACUCUAUUAGUUUCCUUUUUUAAAUCUGUAUUUUGUUUCUGGUAUACAUUUAAAAUAUAAUAAUCAAAUCAAAUGUUGCUUCCUUUGUACUUCUUAUAAGCAAUGCUUUAAUUAAUUAAACCAUUUAAACAAGCCAUUAUAGAAUUAAGUAAACUUUCGGUGAAUAAAUUUCAUUGUGAAAUCAAUUUCAACUUUAUUUAUAGACAUUGUUGCAAAGCAGCUUUAGAGAAAUCCCUAAUAAAUGAUCCCUAAUAAAGCCAGAAGUGACACGCUGAAGAAAAACUCCCUGAGAGAACAUGGAGGACUUUUUGUGAAAGGUACAAUGGAAAGGAAAAUGUUGCACACGUGGUGUUCUGCCCAUAAAUAUCAUAAAGAUUAGCUCCUAGCUAGAAGGUGAACGAGGUAAUAUUUUGUUGCAUUUUUGCUGAAUUAAUGUAAAUUAAGGAUUUGCAGUGUUAUAUUAUCCACACUUCAUUUGGUCUUAAAUGUAUGGUGUGUAAAUACCAGACAACUCAUCGUGUCUUUCUACAAAUUUCAGCCCUCUUAGACAUUAAGUUGUUUAAAGUUAUGUACGUUAAUGUCACAUCACAGUGCUACGCAACCACCAUGGCCUACAGAUAUGGCUGCCUCGAACUACACUAUCCAGAACACACACACUCACUCGCUCUCAGUCACGAGCUUCUAAACUGUACACACCUGUGUUCAAUCAACCAUACACACACACACACACACACACACACACAAAGACUCUUCAUAAAGAGACUCUCUUCCAUUCAUGUUUUGCAAAGUAUACGCUCAGCAUUGUUCAAUUCAAUUCGAUUCAAUUUUAUUUGUGUAGCACUUUUCACAAUAGACAUUGACACAAAGCAGCUUUAUAGAAAUAAAUAGAUUCAAACUAAAUCAAACCAAAAUAAAUUGUAAAUAUGUGAAUUUAUUCCUAAUGAGUGAGCCAAAGGUGACGGUGGUGAGGAAAAACUUCCUGAGAUGAUAUGAGGAAGAAACCUUGAGAGGAACCAGACUCAAAAGGGAACCAUCCUCACCUGGGUGACACCCGAUAGUGCGAUUAUAAAUCAUUCCCUUCUAUAACUGUGUACUACAUGGACAAAUAGUGCAGUUGUGUAACCAGGAACUUCAUCACAGUUUUCACAAGAAGUCCAGUUUGUUAAACCUAUCCACUGACCACUGACGGAGUCCUGAGUCCUGAGCUCACACACACACACACACACACACAGACCCUUUAUAAAGAGACUCUCAUCCAUUCAUGUUUUGCGAUGUAUACACUCAGCAUUGUCUUUGUAUUCCUGAAUAUACCAAGCCUUUUGAUCCUGUUUUGCCUCUUUGUUAUUGACUUGAUCCAUUUCACAUUAUUUGCCUUUGUCUUGUCUAGUUUAGCCAGUGUGCUGAUCACAUGACCUUUUCGCCUGGUUUUUUGACUUUGACUCUACCAUAUGAUUUGGAAUUGUU